This is a messenger RNA of Aspergillus heteromorphus CBS 117.55, 1140 nucleotides long. RefSeq lists its product as uncharacterized. The record is from RefSeq and is a predicted model, not a curated record. The coding region runs from base 1 to 1140 and encodes 379 amino acids. NCBI's taxonomy places the organism in Eukaryota, Fungi, Ascomycota, Eurotiomycetes, Eurotiales, Aspergillaceae. The transcript is spliced from 4 exons.
AUGGGUUCCAGCUUCAACAACAGCUCCGGCCUGGCCCUGGAAAGGGGCCUGUGGGCUGGAGCCGCCGUGGCCACAGUCAUUGUCACUCUCCGCAUUAUCGCCAAGUUCAAGAUUCACCAUUUCCGCCUGGACGACAUCCUGAUGCUCGUAGCUCUGGCCCUGACCAUCGCAUCCACGGUGUGCCUGACUCUGUGCGUGAAUUAUGGCUUCGGCUCGGACCUCACCAAGCUCGACCGCCACGACCAGGAGGGGGUCCUCAAGUACAUCGCCAUCCAGGUGCCGCUGGUCACCUUCAGCACGGGCAUCGCGCGCUUCUCCUUCGCCUAUUAUCUGAUCGGCAUCCUGGGCGGGAACAAGAAGUACAUGAUCGCGCUGUGGGCGGCCGGAUUGCUGCAGCUGGCGUGCAAUAUCGUGUCUGCGGUGCUGCCGCUGAGUAUCUGCAAGGAUGUGCGCAUCCUGUGGGAUGCCUCCAUCAAGACCACCUGCGGGAACAGCACCGAUGUCGUGGACUUUUCCUACUUCUCCUCCUCUAACCGGAAGAAUGCAGCCGUCAACACCACCACAGACCUCUUCCUCGCCAUCUUCCCCACCGUCAUCUUCUGGAACCUGAACCUGAAAACGAGCAUCAAGAUCUCGCUCAUCGGCCUGCUCAGUCUGGGCGUCGUAGCAAUGGUCGCCUCCAUCAUCAAAACCACCAAACUCGACGAAGUGCCCAGCGUCGUGAACCUGGGGGCCGGGGGCGCCGUCGGCCUGAUCCGCUGGGGCUACGCCGAGAACCUGAUCAUCAUCAUCACGUCGUCGGUGCCGUGCAUCCGGCCGCUGCUGAUGUCGUCGGUGCGCAAGUUCUCCAGCGCGGCGCGGUCGCGGUCGUACGAGCUCACCGGCCCGUUCUCGGGGAACAAGGGCACGUCGAAGAACGCGACGGCGCAGUCGCGCAUGCGCGAGCAGCAUACGUCGGAGAACCAGCACGAUGAUGACUGCGAUAGCAUCGAGCAGAUCCUCAAGGAUCUGCAUAAGCCGCAGAGUGUCCUGGACCGGGGCAAUAAUACUGGGGCUGGGGCUGGGGGCGGGCGUGGGAUUCAGAAACAGGUGGAGAUUUCGAUUGUUUCGAAUCAGAGGAGUGGGAGGGGGUUUGAGUAG